AUGGCCGAUGAUUACGAAUACCUUGCUCCGGAUUUUGACCUCAACUCUCUCACUGUUCCUCGUCUCCGAUCUAUCCUCGUUAGCCACGAUGUACCCUACCCAGCGUCUGCGAAGAAGGCCCAGCUCAUCCGCAUUCUAGAGGAGGAAGUCCUACCUCAAGCGAAGAAAUUACUCCGCGAACGCGAAAAGGUAAGGAGGACAAGCGCUGGCAUUAUGGAUAUGGGCAGUCGCGAGGCAUCUGUUGUUAGUGAGGGCGCUUAUCAGCGAGAUGACGUCGAGAGAGAGUCUAUGCCUCCUCCACCGACCCCUUCAACCGUGUCGACGGCAGGAAGAAGAGGUCGAUCAAGGGUUAGUGCGCGUGCAUCGACAGCGGACACAGAUGCCAGUGCCACAGACACACCAUCGAUAUCUUCCCGAAGAACGAGUACCCGAUCACGAGGAAGGCGCAAUCAGAAGUCAGAAGCUGAGCUAGAUGAGGACCAGCUUGCUACUCCUCUUGCUUCUGGCACCAUGACGCCUCGCGCCUCUACCGCUGGCAAACUGCGCAGAAGGGAUUUGACUCCGUCGAUGGAGACGGAAUCUCAUUUUUCACCCAUCAAGACCGAAUCGAAAGAAGCUAGCGUGUUUACCUAUGACAACCCGUUCCAGAGCGGAAGCUCUCCCGCACCUUGGGAUCCUAAGAUGGCGACAAGCCAGGAACGUAAAAGAAAGAGCAAUUCUCGAUAUUCUACGGAUAAAUCACCAUACAAAGGACUAGCUCGGAGAUCCGAAACACCAACUUACAUCAAAAAUGAAGAUGACGCAGAUUUUGCUACUCGGUCGCCAUUCGGCUCUGCAGUUUCUAAGCCUCGAUCGCCACAAAAAGAGACUGAAUACUGGGUACAUGAGGAAGGAGAAAGUGACUUUAGUACUGGUGAGGAGUUCACUCCUGACGAACAACUCGCACUAGAGAGGGAGCAAGCAGAUUUAAUGUACCCACCUAGCCCUCCUCGAAAGCGGCAGCAAAAUCAGGGUCCGAUCGGGAGAUCACUUCCAUGGUUGAUAAUUUUUUCUCUAUUUGCCAGCUUUGUGGCCUGGUGGCGCAAGGAGAAGCUUGAAAUUGGAUACUGCGGUAUUGGAAAACCUACGUGGUCGUUGGCUGAAACAAAAGUGCCAGAGUGGGCAAAGGUUCUCGAGCCGCAAUGCGAGCCAUGCCCAGCGCACGCUUUCUGCUACCCUAACUUUGAAGCUCGAUGUGAACAUGACUUCAUUCUCACUCUCCACCCCUUGUCACUAGGAGGCCUUGUUCCUCUACCCCCGACAUGCGAACCUGAUAGUGAAAAGGCACGACGAGUGAAAGCUGUUACUGAUAAAGCCUUGGAAGCUCUUCGUGAUCGGAGAGCCAAGUGGGAAUGUGGGGAGCUCUCUAAUAGCGACAAAGUCUCUACUGGACCAGAUAUCAGUGAGGCAGAUCUCAAGCAAGAAGUAGGGAAAAGACGACGGAAUGGGAUGAGUGAUACUGAGUUCGAUGAUCUGUGGAAAGGAGCACUCGGUGAGAUCAUUGCAAAGGAGGAAGUAAUUGCUAAAACAAUUCCAUCAUCGUCUGUCAUCUCCCUCGCAUCUACAUCCGUCACACGCCUCCCGCUCGCGUGCGCCUUUCGCCGCUACAUCAGACUCUCUAUCCUCGCGUAUCGACUCCCUCUUUCAAUUCUAAGUAUCUGCGUGAUCGGCGUGGCAUACACCCGCUCGAGAGUUCUUGCCCGCCGCUCUGAUUUAGCUCGUGUACCUGAAUUGGUCGCCACGACCCUGGACAGGUUGGCAACACAGGCAGCUUUGCAUGCGCGUCAUCAAGCCCGUGAACCUUACAUCCCUAUCGGGCAAUUGCGCGACGAUGUACUCCGUUUCGAACUGCGCGGAAGUCGACGUGAAGAACUUUGGAAGCGUGUUCGAAGCGUCGUUGAAGGGAAUGCUAACAUCCGCGCCGCAGUUCGUGAGGGUCGUGGUGGGGAUGUGGCCCGCGUCUGGGAAUGGGUCGGGGGAAUCGGCAGUGUUGGAAGAGAUUUCGAGCGAAGCAGCUCACGACGAGAGGCUAGCAAGGUGCACUUCUCAGCAUCGGCAAAUCAGGAAACCCUCCCUUCAGCGAGCCCAGAUGCCGCCGCGGUGACAAGCCACACAGAAACUCCGCGAACGUGGGAGGAGAGCAGACCGAUAUAUUGA
Aspergillus ochraceoroseus IBT 24754 is the source of this 2196-nucleotide messenger RNA. Its product is annotated as putative sister chromatid separation protein (Src1). The record is from RefSeq and is a predicted model, not a curated record. The transcript is spliced from 2 exons. Gene Ontology annotation, cellular component: nuclear inner membrane. Gene Ontology annotation, molecular function: chromatin binding. Bases 1 to 2196 code for a protein of 731 amino acids. Lineage: Eukaryota; Fungi; Ascomycota; Eurotiomycetes; Eurotiales; Aspergillaceae.